Molecule: messenger RNA, 813 nt
Organism: Penicillium cinerascens
Lineage: Eukaryota; Fungi; Ascomycota; Eurotiomycetes; Eurotiales; Aspergillaceae
Product: alpha/beta fold hydrolase
Exons: 1
Coding region: 1-813 (270 amino acids)
Source: RefSeq, a predicted model, not a curated record
AUGUACUUGACAAAGAAGAUCAACGGCGUCGAAAUUUGCUACGAUGAAUGUGGAACAGCCGAUCGCCCUGCACUGGUCCUUCUCACUGGGUGGGCACACGAUCUCCGCCUCUAUGACGAACUACUUCCUUGUUUGAGUCACAAAUACUGGGUGGUUCGAGUAUCCUGGAGAGGUCAUGGAAUCUCUCGCGAUGACAUUGACGACUUCGGCAUCAAUGAGCAAAUCAACGACACACUCGGUUUACUAGACUCGCUGGAAGUUGACAAAUUCUACCUCGUCUCGCAUUCCCACGGCGGCUGGCCAGCUUUGGGCAUCGUCGACCAACUUGGAAAAGACCGUGUCUUGCGCCUUUUAAUGAUCGAUCAGAUCAUGACUCCCCCUCCUCCUGAGUUCGCCGCAGGACUGCAGGCGAUGCAGGCUCCAGAAACGUGGAAGGCUGCUCGCCAAGGUCUCUAUGAAAGUUGGGCUGCUGGAAGCAAUAAUAAGGCGCUUCAGAACCAUUUUGUAUACAGCUUUGGGAGUUUCGGUCGUAAGAUGUGGGCUCUGUCGUGCCGGGUUAUUGCUGGUGCGUAUCAAGAGCAUGGCACACCGAUGCGCCGCAUGGAAUCGAUCAAGAAUCCUCCGCCAAUUCGCCAUAUUUUCUCGCACCCUCUGAAUAGCCCCGGGUAUCGAGAACUUCAUGAGGAGUUCAGCAAGAAACAUUCAUGGUUUUCUUAUACCGAUUUGAAGGGAGAUACUCACUUUCCCAAUCUCGAAAUUCCGGACAGAGUGGCGGCUCAAAUCGAUGACCUAGUUCACGGGGCAGAAAGCUAG